AGGAAAUCGAGCAAAGCCAAGGAAAAGAAGCAAAAGCGCCUGGAGGAACGAGCGGCCAUGGACGCCGUCUGCGCCAAGGUGGAAGCCGCCAACAAACUUGAAGAUCCCCUCGAAGCUUUCCCGGUUUUUAAGAAAUACGACCGGAACGGUUUGAACGUCGCCAUCGAGUGCAAGCGCGUCACCGGGCUGGAGCCCGCCACCCUCGAGUGGGCCUUCCAGCUGACCAAGGCCAACAUGCAGACGCUUCUACUGACGGUCUUCAAACACAACCACGGCGCUUACCAGUUUUUCCGAGAAGCGCUUCAGUAA
This is a messenger RNA of Pterocles gutturalis (yellow-throated sandgrouse), 309 nucleotides long. It is a transcript of the gene NAA40, whose product is annotated as N(alpha)-acetyltransferase 40, NatD catalytic subunit. The annotation marks the transcript as partial. The record is from RefSeq and is a predicted model, not a curated record. Gene Ontology annotation, molecular function: histone H2A acetyltransferase activity; protein N-terminal-serine acetyltransferase activity; histone H4 acetyltransferase activity. Gene Ontology annotation, cellular component: nucleus. The transcript has 4 exons. NCBI's taxonomy places the organism in Eukaryota, Metazoa, Chordata, Aves, Pterocliformes, Pteroclidae.